GAGAACUAUCAGGAUCACUGCCUAUAGAUGAUAGCUAAAUACUUUUGAUUUACCGAAGAUUCCUGAGACUUCACACCUGCUGAGGUUUGGCUGACGGCUGUUUUUGAACUGUAAUUUGUGGUUCAGUCAGACCAUUGUUCUGUUUAAUCUGGAUCCAUCAUGAGCAAAUAUAACAGCGACCUGACGCAAAGGGAGCAGGAGCUACUGAAGAUACGCCGAGACAGUGACACUAAGGCUGCGGAGCUGGCCAAGAUGGAGAAGAUGCUCCAACAAACUAAGAGCCUUUUGGAGAAGAAGAGUGAGGGUGGAGCAGAGAGCAAAGACAUCGAGGAGAACAUGGAAGAUCUGGAGGAAAGGGUGCGCUCCAGCCGCAGAUACAGGAGGAGCUCUCUUCACCACACACAGAUGUUGGAGAGUCAGAUGAAGACCGUGAAGGGUGAGCUUGUGGGCACUCUGGACCAUCUGCAGGAGCUGAGGAGUGUGCUGAGGCGUUCGCAGCAGAAGGCCGAGGAGAGGAAGGCUGCCAUGGAGAGACUGGCGGCCGGGCUCAGUUGCUGUGAGUCUCCCUGUUGUCAAUGGCAGUAUUGAAUGAGUUCCAAAGUCAUUAACUAAACGUUUGC
Periophthalmus magnuspinnatus is the source of this 620-nucleotide messenger RNA. RefSeq lists its product as uncharacterized. NCBI's taxonomy places the organism in Eukaryota, Metazoa, Chordata, Actinopteri, Gobiiformes, Gobiidae. The record is from RefSeq and is a predicted model, not a curated record. The transcript has 3 exons. Bases 160 to 588 code for a protein of 142 amino acids.